AAAAAAAUUCGCAGGAGAAACUGUUACUUUGGUGUAGACUUAUUCUUUAAAAUAUGGGAGCUCAAGCCUCGAAACAAGCAGUUCGCCGUUUGCCGAAAACUGCUAAAGCAGAAACAUUGGAAUCAGCACCUCUUGAAUCACCGUCAACCAUACGAGCGCAAGUAGAAGCCGAGGCUGAAGCACUUGCUGCAGAGCGUAAAACGGAGGCUAUUCAAGAGGAAAGCCGUGAUCCACAACUGCACAAACUCUUGACCGAACUGGGUCCAGUCAAGAUUGAGCCUACUAUGACCAAAAUGCGCAUGUCUGACGCAAUGCUGGGUAUCAUUCACGAACGAAAACGAUUAGAAGAAGCGGAAUCAGUGCCGAGUAGUGCAUUGGAAAAUCGCGUGUCUAUUGAUGAGUUAUUCACUAUUUUGGAACACCGUAAACGACUGGACCCUGGAACAUUGGAUCAACCUGGCGCGCUAGAAGCACUGGGUAAAAAAUACAAGAUGGAUACGCCAACAUUAGAAACGCUGUACAAGUAUUAUAAUACCAUGGCUGUAAUGCCAGCUGCUACCGACGACAAGGACGAGCGACGACUGGGUGUUUGGGUAAACAGUAAGGCGGAAUGGAAACAGGCAGUCAAUGAUACCCUCUCUCGACAAAAAGAAGCUGCACGUAAAGCGAAAGAAGCUGCCCUCAAAGAAGAAAUGAUGGCACCGCCCACCACGAAUGCAAUCACUGAAGAGAAGAAAGAUGAAACAGAGCAGCAAAAGAAGGAACGUGAACUUAAAGAACUAUUUAGCGACUAAUCAAAAAUGAUCAUUAUAAAACUACCUGUUAACCAAGUAUAAAAAAAUGGAAAUAGCCUUCUUUUAGACACCCCUCCCCCCCCGAUACUGUUCUGUCAAUUCACAUUUUUUAAUGAAAUUGUCACGGGACUUUUUUACUCAAGCUCUUUGGACCGGGUUCGAAGCUUAAAUCCUUAUUAAUUCGAACUUCACCAAUGACAAACGGUCAAGUUAAUCAUAGUCAAUCAGAUGAAGCAG
Messenger RNA from Radiomyces spectabilis, 1031 nucleotides. RefSeq lists its product as uncharacterized. The transcript is spliced from 3 exons. The record is from RefSeq and is a predicted model, not a curated record. Bases 54 to 794 code for a protein of 246 amino acids. Lineage: Eukaryota; Fungi; Mucoromycota; Mucoromycetes; Mucorales; Radiomycetaceae.